AUGAAUUAUUUUCCCAAUGUGAUGGUUGCAGAAACACCAUCACGUCCCUUAAUUCAGAAUAAUUACUUGUUAACACCAGAGUGCAUUUUAUCUCCCUCCAUAGCUCAGAAAAUUCCUAUAACAACACCAUUAAUAUCUCCUACCACAAUUGUCUCGCCCGCAACUACCGCAACUAUGUCUACUGCAACAUCAUCAGAUUUAUCAGAAACAAGCUCAAUUUCUACUUCUGCAACGACAACAACGAUAACUCCACCAAGUCCGUAUCAAUAUCCAAAUCAUAAUUGUGAUGAUCCAAGCUAUUUACCGAAAGUAACUAACCCAACUGACGAUGAAAAACGUCGACGUAACACAUUAGCAUCGGCAAAAUUUCGUAAUAAAAGGAGAAUGAAGGAACAAGAAUUAGAACGUAUAGCUAGGGAGAUGACAGAGAAAGCUGAAUUUCUUGAGUGUAGAGUUAAAGAACUUGAGAGCGAAGUUAAGCUAUUGAGAGGUUUAAUUAUUGAUAUUGAUUCUAGUCGAUUAAAUGGUUCAAGUCAUAAUAAUCGUCCAAUUAACAUUGGCA
Entrophospora sp. SA101 is the source of this 562-nucleotide messenger RNA. The record is from the annotation of a GenBank genome assembly. NCBI's taxonomy places the organism in Eukaryota, Fungi, Glomeromycota, Glomeromycetes, Entrophosporales, Entrophosporaceae.